AUGACUAUAGACAAGGCACUCUAUGAUCUAGGUGCAAGUGUAAGUCUGAUGUCUCUGUCAAUAUGUAAGAAGCUGGAUGUAAAAGAGCUUAAACCCACAACAAUUUCACUGCAACUAGCUGAUCAAUCUGUAAAGUACCCUGUGGGCAUCCUAGAAAACAUCCCCAUCAAGGUGGAAAAAUUCUUUAUCCCAUAUGAUUUUGUUGUACUGGAAAUGGAGGAGGAUGUCCAAGUUCGUAUCAUCCUGGGAAAACCUUUCUUGGCAACCGCCGGAGCUAUCAUAGAUGUUAAAAAUGGGCAGUUAAACCUCAAGGUAGGAGAUAAAGAAGUGGGAUUCAACCUGUUCAGAAUAAUUAAGCACAAACUUGAGCCUGAUGAAUGCUUAAAGGUUGAUAUAGUUAACAAGCAAGUUGAAGAGGAAUUUCAUAAAGCACAUCCCGAAGAUCCUAUUGAAGCAUGCAUAUUGUACAGCCUCGCCGAUAAUGAGAACACAGAAAUUACAGCUUAUGCACAAUCUUUAGCAACUAAUCCACCCCUACCCUUAGCUCAAGUGUUCAAGGUGGAAGAGCUAAAAGAAAAAUAG
Messenger RNA from Hevea brasiliensis (rubber tree), 582 nucleotides. RefSeq lists its product as uncharacterized. Lineage: Eukaryota; Viridiplantae; Streptophyta; Magnoliopsida; Malpighiales; Euphorbiaceae. Bases 1 to 582 code for a protein of 193 amino acids. The record is from RefSeq and is a predicted model, not a curated record. The transcript has a single exon.